AUGAUGCAUUCAACUCUAAUUCCAUUGAUUGUCAUGACUGCUUUGACUUUGGCUGAUAGCUUGCCAACUACGAAUCAAAGUCAAAGCUCUGCUUGGCUUGAUAGUGGACUCGUGCCGUCGAUAAUAGAUGCUGCGCCAUUGCAUAAACUCAAUAUACACUUUUCUUCGGGAGUCGAUGUUGAUCUGGGCAAUGAAUUGACACCCACUCAGGUUAAGGAUAAGCCUGAAGUAAGCUGGCCAGUUGACGAAGAUAAUAAGAGUUGGUAUACCCUGCUAAUGAUUGAUCCAGAUGCCCCAAGUCGUGUUGAACCCACCUAUGCUCAGGUCUUUCACUGGUGCAUUGUCAAUGUGCCUGGAAAUAAUGUAACCGCUGGCCAAAUUGUGGCCGAUUAUAUGAGUUCCGGUCCACCGCCAGAUACGGAUUUGCAUCGUUAUACAUUUUUGAUCUUUAAACAAGCAUUUAACAUUAUCACGGAUCAAUUUAUAGCCAGCAACUCUCGUUUGGGCCGAACUCAUUUCGAUGCCCGUCAGUUUAUUACAAAGUUCAGUUUGGGCCAGCCUGUUGCUGGUAAUUUUUAUAUAGCUGCCUACGAUGACUAUGUUCCCAUAAGAAAUGCCGGAAUAGUGGACUGGUAACAGAUAAUAAAAGUGCAUACAUAUAAAUAUAGAAUGUAUCGUAUAUUUGUUAUAUACCAUUGAUUGAUAUACGAGAGUGUUAAUUUGUUAAGCACACACAAAGUGUGAGUGUGUAUGUGUUGUGUGGCAGUAAAUACAGUGGUUUAAA
Drosophila willistoni is the source of this 784-nucleotide messenger RNA. Its product is annotated as protein D3. NCBI's taxonomy places the organism in Eukaryota, Metazoa, Arthropoda, Insecta, Diptera, Drosophilidae. The record is from RefSeq and is a predicted model, not a curated record. The transcript is spliced from 2 exons. The coding region runs from base 1 to 636 and encodes 211 amino acids.